Messenger RNA from Capra hircus (goat), 3243 nucleotides. It is a transcript of the gene TMEM171, whose product is annotated as transmembrane protein 171. The transcript is spliced from 3 exons. The coding region runs from base 2116 to 3159 and encodes 347 amino acids. The record is from RefSeq and is a predicted model, not a curated record. NCBI's taxonomy places the organism in Eukaryota, Metazoa, Chordata, Mammalia, Artiodactyla, Bovidae.
UGGCGUCCAGGCGGGGUGCGGGGAGCGGCGCCGCGCGGAGCAGCCGCGCUGAACCUGCUCCCGCGGGAGCUCUGGCUCCUGAAACCCACAGAGCUCUUUCCCAAGAAGGGCUUUGCCUCUCUUUGCGUCAGCCCCCGAACACAGCGCUUUGGAAGUGGUGACCCACUGCUCAUUUGGAAAUGUCCUUUGGCAAACAGUGUCGUGAGGCGGAUUUGGCUUUGGGGAAAUGAAGUGUAGGCUGGUAUUUGGGAAAGGGUUACUUUGCUAUUACUGCAGAUAUCUGUGCCCCUGUGUGAGCGCAUCCGUGGUCGGGGGUGGCGGGCAGAGAGACGGACGAACUACUCACAUAUUAAUUUGCAUGGGGGAUUAACUACCUAUGCCAAGUAGUUGGUCCAUUAGUCCAUGGAAAGGAAGCUGCUGCUGCUGCUAAGUCACUUCAGCCGUGUCCGACUCUGUGUGACCCCAUUGACCGGAAGCUACACAUCCAAAUUUAGGCUUUACUAGUAUUUGGGAAUUUUCCUUAAGGCAGUUGAAGCCUUGUGACUCACAUCAAAGUCAAAACACCACCCUACAAUGAAUUGAUAGGGCUUUGUAGCACAGAGUCACCCUUCACCUCUAUCUCCAGACCAGCAAAAGAUAUUACAGGAUUCAGAAUCUUUUUUUAAAUUAGUGCAAUACUUUCCAUGUUUGUUUCAGCUUAAUUUCAUCUUCAUAAAUAUAGUUUGUCCAAGUGUAAAGCACAAACUUGUUUCCCACUUCUAUUUCCCUCUCUCUCCAACUUCCUUCUGAUUUUAUCUUAUUUAUUCCUGGAAAAGCACUUCCUAGAAUAAGAUCAGCUGUUUCCUUUCUUUACUGAAACUGACGCUACUUGCACAUGAUUUGUGUUUGUCAAGAUGGCCUUGGCUCUAGCGACUCAGUCUCUAGCUCUUUCAUGGGGUCAUGGAUACAAGUGGCAUAAAAUAUUUCUCAAGUUUUCUUUCUUUGAGUAAGUGAGUAUGUUCUUCACACUGGGGUUGUCUUAUUGAGUGCCCUAACUGGAAGGGUCCUGGAAAAAUAUUCCAUUCAUUAGCGUAAGACAAGGUAACUGGCUGAUAAAGUCAGUCUGUAUAAAGUAGACAACUCUUGACCCACUGCUUGGGGGUACAUUUAAUAUAGAAGACCCUUGAAGUACAGGGCUCGGGUGGUCUUGUGGAAGGUGCUUUCCCACUUGAUUUCAUGGAUACUCUUUCAGAGUCAAAGUUCUGUCACUGUUUAGUGUUUUGUAACUGGUGAUUUUUAUCAGCUGCAUAUUUUUAAUGGGGCCGAAACUUUUUGUGGAAGUGGGUGGCACCAUGAAGGAAGGGAAGCAGGAGGCCGCCUGCCCACCUGGGGGACAAGGUGCUACGUGACCUGCUGUGCCAGAGCCCCCCAAGUCAUCCGAGACCCAGUAACCAGACCACCAGAUUUCAGGGCAGCCCCAGUGUGUGCCUGUUUGAGGUCUCAAGACUCACAUUUUGACAGAAUUAACUUAAAAUCUCCCAAACUCACUGUGUUCCUGAACCGCCUUCACCUUUAGUUGAAACUGUUGAACUUGGGUCUUCUGUAGAUGGAGCCUUAGAAUAAAGCCAGGAAUGGAAAGUUGCUGCAGUCUAAAACAGGAAAUGGAAAGUUAGUUAUUGAAGGAGAAAAUUUACCCACUUGGAAAUGCUCAGAGCAGCUGUGAUGAAAUGUGGGAUGUCAAUAAAUCAAAACAAUCCGUGUGGUUCUUCCUUCACUUACUUACCAUUGUGUGUGUGUGUGUGUGUGUGUGUGUGUGUGUGUGUGGCCCGGGGAAGUGAGUCCAUAAGACUAUAACAGGAAAAGCCACACCCAGUUACUUUUGUUGUAUGGCUUUUGAGUUUUCAAGAUACUCUUGGGUGCAUGGUAAAUGCAUUUCCCCUUCUGACAUAUCUUUAUAAAAUUACAUAUUCAGGAGUUUCUGAAUGCCAGCUCCUCUGACUCAUGAACCAACUCAUUGUUCUACAGUGUAUCAGUGGCACAAAGUUGUUCCUCAUGAUUUUAUCCUAGUGUGAUUUUGGGAAAAGAACAGGGCGGGUCAGGAACACCUGCAGCCCUUUUAUAAUUUGAUGUUUGGGUAUGUCUGCAGAGCUGCUGAAUACACACAUCCCACCCACCUCAGGCAAGGGGCCUCUCCUGGCCAUGUCUCCUGCAGCUGCUGCCGAGCCAGACGAGGUCCAGGGAGACAGGCAUGUCAGCAAGCUCAUUUUCUUCCUUUUUGUCAUCGGUGCCAUCCUGCUGUGCGUGGGAGUCUUGCUCUCCAUCUUUGGGUUCCAGGCGUGCCAAUACGAAACCUUCCCAGACUGCAGCAUGGUGCUGAAGAUCGCCGGACCCGCGUGUGCCGUGGUUGGACUCGGGGCUGUGAUCCUGGCCCGCUCCCGGGCACGACUUCAGCAAACUGAGGAGCGCCUGCGAGGCAACAACCAGAGGGACUCCGACAGACCCUUCCUCUGUGGGGAGAGCCGCCAGUUUGUCCAGUGUCUCAUCUUUGGGUUUCUGUUCCUGACGAGCGGUAUGCUCAUCAGCGUACUGGGCAUUUGGGUACCUGGGUGCAGCUCAAACUGGAUGCAGGAACCGCUGAAUGAGACAGACGCAGCUGACUCAGAGCCCCAGAUCUGUGGAUUCCUGUCCCUUCAGAUCUUGGGUCCCUUGAUUGUGCUUGUGGGAUUGUGUUUCUUCGUGGUCGCCCACGUUAAGAAGAGAAAUGAUUUGAGUGGGGCCCAGGAUGCUUCUGAAAGUGAAGAGAGACAAACCCAGAGCCUGGAGCCCAUCCAGGUGACUGUAGGUGAUGCAGUGAUCAUAUUCCCACCCCCUCCGCCACCUUACUUUCCUGAGUCUUCAGCCUCUGCAGCUGCCCGGAGUCCUGGGACUGACGGUUUGCUUCCAGAUGAAAGUCCACCUUCAUAUUACAGUAUCUUUCACUCUGGGUCCCAAACUCCUGAGGGCCAAGGCGCGGCCUCUGAGAGAGAUUGUGAAUCGAUAUAUACUAUUUCUGGGACUGCUUCAUCCUCUGAGCCCUCCCACACUCUCCAUCUCUUAUCUGAACUGCCUCCCAGAUACGAAGAAAAAGAAACUGCUGCAACCACAUCCUUGUCUCCAUCUUCUGAGCCUUCCCCACCAUGAAUCAUGGACUCGAGUUUAAUUUUAUAUAGAAUCAAUCACUUUUUUAUUUAAUUUGUUUUCUAAUAAAAAAAUACAGUAGCAUCA